AUGGCCAAAAUAAACUUUUCGCUAAUGAAAGUGAUUAACAUUUAUUUUGCUGGAAUCCAAAAGAGUGAUGGUUUAAAUGGAAGCUGCGACAUUCGCCUAUUCGACAUAAAAUUCGUCAAAGUCGAAUCAUCAUCAGUCGAUGGAGAGUCUUCGUCGGGCGGCUUCAUGGUGACACUCGUCAUCUUCAUCGUACUCUCCGUACUCAUCUACAUCCUCUACCAUAACAGGAAGAAGGUGAUCGGUUAUAUAGUGGAAGGACGAAGGAAAGAGACAGGAAGAAGAAGGAAGACAGAUGUGCAGUACCAGCAGCUGUCCACGAGCGCUGAUGAUGUGCUUCAGAAGUCAUCCGCAAAUGCCGGUACUUCCAAGGAGUAUAUUUAUUAA
Molecule: messenger RNA, 384 nt
Organism: Helobdella robusta
Lineage: Eukaryota; Metazoa; Annelida; Clitellata; Rhynchobdellida; Glossiphoniidae
Exons: 3
Coding region: 1-384 (127 amino acids)
Source: RefSeq, a predicted model, not a curated record